GCCGGAUAGAUAAAAAAAAAUAGAAAAAAGAAAAGAAGAAUUCCGCAAGGGAAGGAGGCAGCAAGAGGAGGACGAGGCGGCGGCGGCAAAAGGGAAGAGGACGAGAGGUGAUGGCGAGGAGCGAUAGCUGCUUGGCGCGCGUGGGCGCCGGAGUCGCCAUCGGCGGCGCGGUCGGCGGGGCCGUCGGUGCUUGCUAUGGGACUUUUGAGGCAUUCAGAUACAAGAUCCCUGGGUUGCUAAAGAUCAGAUACAUUGGGCAAACCACAGUUGGCAGCGCUGCAAUUUUUGGGCUUUUCUUGGGAGCGGGGAGCUUGAUUCACUGUGGAAAAUCGUACUAGUCUGUGUCCCAAGUUUUUUGAACACUACCUCAGUUGACGGGCUUCAGAGGAUUCUACAUUUUGAGCACUGCCCGGGAUGGCCUCAAAGACUGCCAGUGAAAACAUUUAUUUGGCGUUUAUGUAUAAUUUAACAGCUAAUAGCUCAGGGUUUGAAAGAAUAAUCAAGUUUUAUUAUUUACUCAGUCUUGAUUUGCUGGUCUUUCUGGUGUGGAAAUAAAAUUCAUUUUUCAUCUGA
Molecule: messenger RNA, 573 nt
Organism: Phragmites australis (common reed)
Lineage: Eukaryota; Viridiplantae; Streptophyta; Magnoliopsida; Poales; Poaceae
Exons: 3
Coding region: 111-338 (75 amino acids)
Biological process (GO): protein import into mitochondrial matrix; protein insertion into mitochondrial inner membrane
Cellular component (GO): TIM23 mitochondrial import inner membrane translocase complex
Source: RefSeq, a predicted model, not a curated record